Molecule: messenger RNA, 1519 nt
Organism: Suillus bovinus
Lineage: Eukaryota; Fungi; Basidiomycota; Agaricomycetes; Boletales; Suillaceae
Exons: 3
Coding region: 204-1190 (328 amino acids)
Biological process (GO): regulation of cyclin-dependent protein serine/threonine kinase activity
Cellular component (GO): nucleus; cyclin-dependent protein kinase holoenzyme complex
Molecular function (GO): cyclin-dependent protein serine/threonine kinase regulator activity; protein kinase binding
Source: RefSeq, a predicted model, not a curated record
CACACACUUCUCUCUCUCUCUGGCUCUAGCUCGAGCUCAUUGCCCUCAUCUUUGCGCAGCUUUCAUAAAGCGGCAACCUCUCUGAUCAAUCGAGCUUCUAUUACUCCUCGAGGCAAAUUAGCGAAACAUAAAGAUUCGGCCCUUUAGCACGCAAUUACCUUCGCGACACCACGCCGCCCGUUCCACUCACAUCAUCCAUCACUAUGGCUGCCGUUCAUGGUCCUAUAAUACCUACCCACCCUUCCCCAUUUCGGAAUACUCAGAGUGUUCCUCAUUCAAGAAUGGGCUACCACCCUGCACCAUCGGCACCACCUAAACCUCAGUCUACCCAACCUACGACAAGACAUUCUGACCCAUUUUAUGGUCAUGAACAGGUUUCCCGUCUAUGUGCCCGUUUCAUAACGCAUCUUUUUGCCUGUCCAGAGUACCCCCCGUCGUCUUCCAAUUCACAAGUGAAGCUUCCUCACUUCAUUGCCUAUGCUCUUCACCGCACAAAACUUCAUUCAUCUGUCACCUUCGCCGCCCUCGUCCUUCUCCAGCGACUCAAAGCGCGCUUUCCCACUGCUCGGGGAUCUUCGGGUCACCGUCUGUUCGUAUCCGCAUUUAUGCUUGCGUCAAAGGUCAUUUGUGACGACACUUACUCCAACAAAUCCUGGAGUAUCGUGGCCCAGGGCAUGUUCCAAUUGCGUGAAAUCAAUCAGAUGGAGCGUGAGAUGUGUCAGUAUCUGGAGUGGGAACUCAAUGUCGAUCCGGUAACGCUUAGGGAGUUCGAGGACAUGGUCAAGAAAGAUUUUGCAGGUCAAGGACCUUAUCCGACUUACAUUCUUCCUUCCUCCUCCAAGACCACGCCUCCACCUACCACAAAUCCCUUCCCGCCUCCUCCAGCCGCUUUGGCUCCCACGCCAUCAUAUGGCCAUCGCUAUCCAUCACCACCAAAGCCCGCCUUCCCUCCGCCCAAUUCGUCCUAUAUUACUCCGCCCACAACGCCGGAUACGCCAUCACCCAGUUAUUCAACAUCGACGUCUCCGGCGUCAACGGCAUCACCGCCAACACCCCCGUGUAUGGAGGAUUGUACUGCUCGGAUCGUUUCGGCUUCAUCAUCUCCCGGUAUUCCAAAACACGAGCCUGUGCCGGUACCGCCGCCAUCGAAACACAAGAUGUUUGCUUUCGCAUCGCCGGCUGUCUGGUGAAGGCGGCUGAUUGAGUGCAUUGUGGUUUUUGUUGCAUUUCUUUUACCACCACUUUUACACUCAUUUUUGCCCGUCUUGAUGACGCCGUUUAACAUAUACAUUUUCAUCGCUGUCGGUCACCAUGGGUCGGUGGCGGUGUGUUAUUUACCAGGACUAUCUAUACCCUGCACCAUCAUUACUGGGCCCGAGGUUGUUCUGGGACCGUGCUUCAACUACUGCAUUAAAUCAUCAUAUGUUGUGUCAAUAGCGCAUUACAGUAUUUCAUUAGGCAUAUGUACAAGUAUAUUGAAGAAUCAAAAAUGCCAAUCACUCUGCAAUAUUGGAAUGAA